AGAGGUUGGCUUCUGCUUGCUUGGAAAGAUGCCUCGCCCGCGCAUGCCGUCCCAAGUGGACGGAGCAGCAGCUGCGGAUAAUGCCCAAGCGGAGCAGGAGCUGAGCUUUCUGGCAAAGCAAAUCCCACCUUCCCCCUGUGACGCUUGCCCAAAUCGUUCUGCAUUUGGGGAUAUGACCAAUGCCCACAAGCCGUUACAGAAGCAACAGAAGAAGGAGGUGGCCAAGAAAGCCUCGGGACACAUCCUGAAAAGGCCUCCAAGCAAAGCUUCCUUUGAGGAAAAACAACUAAACUCUGACCACUUUGCUAAGAAGGGUGCGACUAAGGACAAAGAAGAGGAGGUAGACCACUCCCUAACAUCGGUGGUACCAGUCGACAACAAUGACCAGCUGGACGACUUUUAUGCCAACUGUGAAUAUGCCAUGGACAUCUUUAUCUACAUGCGGGAGCGUGAGAAGAGAUUCUUGCUCCAAGACUACAUGAAUUAUCAGCCUGACAUCAACAAAAAAAUGCGGGCCAUCUUGGUGGACUGGAUGGUGAAAGUACAGGCGAACUUUGAGCUCCUUCAUGAGACACUUUACUUGGCAGUCAAGCUGUUGGACCACUUUUUGGCGAAAACAACCCCCAGGCGAAACAAACUGCAGCUCAUUGGCUCCACAGCCAUCUUCAUUGCCUCAAAGUUUGAGGACCGCGACCCACCCCGUGUAGAUGAGAUUCUGUACAUCUGUGACUAUGCAUUCAGCGAGAAGAGAUUCCUCUCCGCUGAAAAGAUAAUGUUGAAGGUGCUCAAGUAUGACAUUAACAUCCCCAUCGCUUACAGCUUCCUCCGGCAAUAUGCCAAGUAUGCACACAUCAACAUGGAGACACUGACGCUGGCUCGCUUCAUCUGUGAGCUCACCCUGCAGGAUUAUGACUUUGCACAGGAAAUCGCCUCUCAGCUGGCUUCCGCCUGCCUCCUUUUGGCGCUCAAGAUGAAGAAGCUUGGGGGCUGGGAUCCCAUACUAGAACAUUGCAGUGGCUACAAAGCUCAAGAGCUUUAUCCUCUGGUGAAGAAACUUAACUUCAUGCUGACCUACAGGCACGAUGAAAAACUCAAAUCUGUGCGCAGCAAGUACUCCCACCGGGUCUUCUUUGAGGUAGCCAAGAUACCCCCCAUGGACAUGCUGAAGCUGGAGGAAGCCUUGCAGAGCUAGCUCUUCCUUGGCAGGACCCAAUGAAGUGCCUUGGAAGAUAUUGUGCUAAGGUGCUGCAAUGCUGCUUGACUGUAGAUAGACAUGUACCAUUAUCCCUAGAGAACCCCUCCUCUCUCUUUGUAACAUAAAUUGUUGUUGUUGUUUAGCAAUAUGAAAAAUAUAUUUUAAAAAUGUGUGGUGGGUAGUGGGGGAAAA
Messenger RNA from Zootoca vivipara (common lizard), 1387 nucleotides. Its product is annotated as G2/mitotic-specific cyclin-B3. The record is from RefSeq and is a predicted model, not a curated record. NCBI's taxonomy places the organism in Eukaryota, Metazoa, Chordata, Lepidosauria, Squamata, Lacertidae.